Messenger RNA from Zophobas morio, 1105 nucleotides. Its product is annotated as alpha-tocopherol transfer protein-like. The record is from RefSeq and is a predicted model, not a curated record. Gene Ontology annotation, cellular component: membrane. Bases 14 to 835 code for a protein of 273 amino acids. Lineage: Eukaryota; Metazoa; Arthropoda; Insecta; Coleoptera; Tenebrionidae. Gene Ontology annotation, molecular function: phosphatidylinositol bisphosphate binding. The transcript is spliced from 4 exons.
UGAGUGCUUUGACAUGGCUUUACCGUUUGCUUUUCAAGCACAAACCAUUAUCGCAGAGGGAAGAACUUCCCAAAGUGAUGUUAAUACCAUUAGAGGGUGGUUACGAACCACAUCGCUUCCGCUGCUGCAGGAUGAAUUUAUUGUGAUAUUUUUAAUCUCAAGUGAAAAUAAAAUAGAUAAGGCGAAACAAAUAAUCGAGGCUUAUUUCAAAGUUAAAAAUGGAUAUCCAAACGUUUUUAACAACAUCGAUUUGGACAGUGAACCGAUAAAAAAUAUACAAAAAGUCGCAGGCGUGUGUAUACUUCCUAACAGAAUAGACAAUAAAUCAGUUGUAGUUUUUGGAAAAUUAACAGACACUAAUUACCGAAAUGUAGAACUUUUGCCUUUGAUAAAAUUAUGUUUUAUGUACGUACACAUGGUUCAAAUUGAAGAUCCUCCAAGCGACAUCGUCGCGGUGGUUGAUAUGCAAGGGGUUGGUUUCAUGCACCUCACGUGUAUUAAAAUGGAACCCGUUCUCGCAUUUCUGAAAUUUAUCCAAGAAGGAUUGCCGCUGAAAAUAAGAGCGGCUCACAUUUUAAAUACCAACUACAUUUUUUAUCGAGCUCUAAAUCUGUUUAAAAGGUUUAUCGGUACCGAGAUCUUGAAACUGGUUCAUCCACAUUCUUCAGAUAUGAAAUUAGAACAUUUUCACGAAGAAUGGGUGCCAGCAUCUUGUCUACCCAAAGAAUAUGGCGGUGAGGUGCCCUUCGAGCAGCUGGUGAGUCGAACCCAGAAGGACAAUAAGAAAAUGCAACCAUUUUUGGACGCGGAAGAAAAGCUUAGAAAAUGCUUAUAAAUUUUGUUUCAUUAUUUUGAGAUGCUGUGACGAAAACUUCUGGUGGUGGUAUUUCUUGCUGGGGUGUUUUUUCUGAAAAAAAAAGAAGUUCGAAGAGGAGUUACUUCUUAUAUUUGCUUAGCAGUGAGAUUGCUCGGUACCUAGUUAAUUAUUUCCAAUACCCUUAGACUAUCCACCUGAAAGUUUUUUAUAAUGAAAGUAUAGUUUAGUUUUUAAAAAUACUAAUAUGUAGUCCUAAUAAUCUGCUGAUAUUUAUACAAUAAUCCAAUC